AUGGCCCAAACACCAGCUCAGCGGAGAGCAAACGAGAAGCAUGCGAAAGGCGUGGAAAAGCGAAUGGGCAAGCCGGAGUCCGCCUACAAGAAGAAAGAAGUCAAGAAAUCUCCCGUCAGCAUGGCAGUUGUUGCUCUUCUCGUUUUUGUGGUCAUUGCCCCAAUCAUCAUCGAGCAGUUACGGCUGGUACCACCGAUUUGGCAGUUCUUCGUGAAUCUUCUGGCCAAGAUUGGUCUGGUGUCAAAGUGA
This is a messenger RNA of Rhinocladiella mackenziei CBS 650.93, 249 nucleotides long. RefSeq lists its product as uncharacterized. NCBI's taxonomy places the organism in Eukaryota, Fungi, Ascomycota, Eurotiomycetes, Chaetothyriales, Herpotrichiellaceae. Gene Ontology annotation, cellular component: endoplasmic reticulum. The transcript is spliced from 3 exons. The coding region runs from base 1 to 249 and encodes 82 amino acids. The record is from RefSeq and is a predicted model, not a curated record.